GUGCAAGCCGGUGAUAUUGUGAUAUAUUCGGACGCAUGUCCGACAGCACCAGAGGUGCUGAUGGCAAAGGAAAUCCACGCAACUUUCUUGGAGAAAUAUCAAAAUAUUUUGAGACAAUUGCAAUUGCGGGCUCUUGUACCACAAUUAGAUCAAAAAAACUAUUGGGCAAAUGAAACCAUCAAAGAUGACUUACAGGCAAUUUUUACGUAUAUACUUGGAGGUAAAUCAACCACAUGGGAUGAGUCGCUUCGUAAAAAAUAUCGUUUUCUUAUUGAAGCUGAUGAGUUCAACAGGCACUUUCUCUACCUGGAUGUAGACCAUGCGAUUAUUCUGAAUGCUGAAUUAGACCAUAGUGAUAUUUAUGAAAAUGAAGAAGUAUACCUACAAACAUAUGUGCAGUUUAUUCACAAAGUAAAACAAAAUGUCUUUGCGAUUACUGAUUAUGGUCACCACCCUACAGAAAUCAACGCUGUCUACCAAGCAAUGAGAGCAAAAUAUCCUGAGAAAAAAUUAGUUGCGAUUUUUCAGCCACACCAAGCACGUCGUGUACUGCAGUUCCGAAAAGAAUUUGCAUCUACGAUGCAACAAUUUGAUGAGGUCACAAUAUACGAUAUCUAUGCAGCAAGAGAAAAUUUAGAAGAGUUAUUACAUAGUUAUCCUAUUCCUGGUGCGGAUCAUGGUGUUGAUUCUAUAGAUGAACUAUGA
Darwinula stevensoni is the source of this 705-nucleotide messenger RNA. The record is from the annotation of a GenBank genome assembly. NCBI's taxonomy places the organism in Eukaryota, Metazoa, Arthropoda, Ostracoda, Podocopida, Darwinulidae.